This is a messenger RNA of Acaulospora morrowiae, 195 nucleotides long. Lineage: Eukaryota; Fungi; Glomeromycota; Glomeromycetes; Diversisporales; Acaulosporaceae. The record is from the annotation of a GenBank genome assembly.
AUGACUCAGGAGACUGCCAUAAUUUCUUAUACUUCUAUUUUUAGUCUCGAGGAGACUGAUGAAAUAAAAAAAUAUCGUUAUUUUUGGUGGAAAACUGGUAACAUACACCCAAAGGCCAGGUGGGAAGAAGCUAAUAAGAAUUUCACCUGCAUUAGAAAAAAAGCCUUUCAGCUGGAACUGAACUUGCAGGAAUAG